AUGUCAGAAGACAAUGAGGGGGUCACUUUCGGUAUUUAUUGGACGGUAGGCAUAGGCUAUGGAGAGCAGGGUCCUUCCUCUUCAUAUAUCAACGAAACCAUAACUGGUAAUCAUCACGUACGCGUUCGAGUAGUGAUGGACGAUAAGGAGCAAAAGCGACAAAUGUCUGAAGAGCAUCGUCAUUUUGGCAUAGUAGAACUGGUUCCGAAACCGGUCCUCAGAGAACUUGUGCAUCCUGCGGCCUUGACAUGA
This is a messenger RNA of Paraglomus occultum, 252 nucleotides long. Lineage: Eukaryota; Fungi; Glomeromycota; Glomeromycetes; Paraglomerales; Paraglomeraceae. The record is from the annotation of a GenBank genome assembly.